Tachysurus fulvidraco (yellow catfish) is the source of this 3131-nucleotide messenger RNA. RefSeq names its product prolyl 4-hydroxylase, alpha polypeptide I a (gene p4ha1a). Gene Ontology annotation, cellular component: endoplasmic reticulum. The transcript has 15 exons. Gene Ontology annotation, molecular function: protein binding; iron ion binding; L-ascorbic acid binding. The coding region runs from base 137 to 1786 and encodes 549 amino acids. Gene Ontology annotation, biological process: peptidyl-proline hydroxylation to 4-hydroxy-L-proline. Lineage: Eukaryota; Metazoa; Chordata; Actinopteri; Siluriformes; Bagridae. The record is from RefSeq and is a predicted model, not a curated record.
GGUCAACAGGUCGCGUGGCGUUAGAAGCUGUUCUGCUUUGUGCCAACAGGGGGCGACAUUUCCGUUACUCCCCCAGAGCCGUGUGGGUCCGACUGGAAACGGUGCUGCAGCAAUAUUCCAGUAGUUCGGUGGGAAAAUGAAUAAAACCACGAUGGAGACCUGGAGUGUAUGGUGCAUAUUGCUGAUCAGCUCACUUCUCUCCAACGGCUUUGCAAACAGUGACUUCUAUACUUCUAUCGGCCAAAUGACAGAUCUGCUGUUUAUAGAGAAGGACCUGUUGACAUCUCUAAAAGAUUAUAUCAAAGCAGAAGAGAGCAAGCUGGAGCAGGUCAAACAUUGGGUUGAGAAAAUGGAGACACUAAUAACAACUGCUACACGUGACCCUGAGGGUUUCCUUGGUCACCCGGUAAACGCCUUCAAACUGAUGAAAAGGCUGAACACAGAGUGGGGUGAAGUAGAAGACCUGGUGCUUAAAGACGUGUCUGAUGGAUUUAUCUCCAACCUAACCAUCCAACGGCAGCACUUUCCUAAUGAUGAAGACCAAGCAGGAGCAGCCAAAGCUCUGCUCCGUCUUCAAGACACCUAUAAUCUAAAAACAGAGGUUAUCUCUACUGGAAAUCUACCUGGUUUGCCUGCAGAUUUGCCGUAUAAGAGCACUCUGACAGUGGAGGACUGUUUUGAGUUGGGGAAGAUUGCGUACUCCGAGGCCGAUUACUAUCACACAGAGCUUUGGAUGGCGCAGGCUGUGAGACAGUUAGAUGAUGGUGAGCAGUCAAGCGUUGAUGCUGUGACCGCCCUAGACUACCUGAGCUACUCUGUAUACCAGCAGGGGGAACUAGAGAGAGCACUGGAACAUACAAAACGACUGCUGACACUAGAUCCAACUCAUCAGAGAGCCAACGGCAACCUAAAGUACUUUGAAUACCAACUGGCCAAGCAGAGAAAAGUAGACGAGGACCAGAGAGGAACAGAGGAGGAGGAGAAAGAAGAGCGAGAGAAGGGAGAGGCAGACAAGAAGAAGGAUGUCCAUACAGAAAGGAAGAAGUAUGAGCAGCUUUGCAGAGGUGAAGGAGUCAGGCUGACCCCACGCAAACAGAGCCGGCUAUUUUGCCGGUUCUAUGACAACAACAGGCACCCGUACUAUGUGCUGGGCCCGGUGAAACAGGAGGAUGAGUGGGACAGGCCACGCAUAGUACGUUACCACAACAUCAUCAGCGACCGGGAGAUGGAAAAAGUCAAAGAACUGGCCAAGCCCAGGCUGCGCCGUGCCACCAUUUCCAACCCUGUCACUGGUGUACUGGAGACCGCCCACUAUCGUAUCAGCAAGAGUGCCUGGUUAGCAGCCUAUGAGCACCCAGUGGUGGACCGCAUUAAUCAGAGAAUUGAGGAUCUUACAGGUUUGGAUGUGAAAACAGCAGAGGAGUUACAGGUGGCUAAUUACGGUGUAGGAGGCCAGUAUGAGCCACACUAUGACUUCGGACGGAAAGACGAGCCAGACGCCUUUAAGGAGCUGGGCACAGGGAAUCGCAUUGCUACCUGGCUCUUCUAUAUGAGUGACGUGUCAGCAGGGGGAGCCACAGUGUUCCCUGAAGUAGGAGCAGCAGUAAAGCCAAUAAAGGGUACAGCAGUGUUUUGGUAUAACCUGUUUCCAAGUGGAGAGGGAGACUAUAACACAAGGCACGCUGCAUGCCCUGUACUUCUGGGCAAUAAAUGGGUUUCAAACAAAUGGAUCCAUGAAAGAGGUCAGGAGUUCAGAAGGCCCUGUGGACUGCAUCAGACAGACUGAUGAUGCCCUUUCCUGUCCGGUCCUCCUCCUCGUUUCUGCCCACUUACUGGUUUAAUGCCUACACGAUGUUCCUGGUUAAACCCCAGCCCGGCCCAUCUUUGCCUUUAACAAUCAACUUUGGUCCGCCAUAUUUUAUUUUUAUUCAAAUAGUGUAUGUGUGUCUGCCAGCAAAUGUCUCUGAUGCCGUUGGUGCCUUUUUAUCGUUGCUCAAAAUAGCUGCAGAGAAGAAAGCAGUGACACUCCACCGCAUGACACUCCACAUUUCCAGGUCUUAAUAUAGCUGAGGUACUGUGGGGGAAAUCGUCAAUAACGUAUCCACAUGGUACCAGAUUUAUCUGAGCUCACAGGUCAAAAUUAAGACAUUUCAAACCUAAACCCAUUUCAUCUAAACCUGCUUGCACAAAUCCUCUACACUCUGGAAUCCUAAAGUCUUGUAGGAUUGUAGCUACGACUGUGACCGAUUUCAAUAGCUGAGCCAAUUGCAAUACCUUGCCCUGUGUGUGUGUGUGUCUGUCUGUCUGUCUGUACUCUCUGUACUCUGUGUGUAGGGGAGGUAAAGGUUUGGCUCAUUGCACUGAUUAUCCUACAGGAGUCCUGACAAGAGUUAAGGAUUAUGGACCCAUGCACUCUUUCCCCUUUAUACACACACACACACACACACACACACACACACACACACACACAGAGACACCAGACACCAGUCUGAUGCCAGGUUAUUGUAUAAGGCUUCACUUGCACUGAGGUCAUUCACACAGGGGUAAACACAUUUGUCAUGUUUAAAAUAAAGCUACACAAGUUUCAACUUCUUCAGCUGAAACUAGGAUUAAAGAACAACAACAUUGCAUUUACAGCAUUUGGCAGACGUUCCUAUCCAGAGUGAAUUACAUUUAUCUCAUUUGUGCAGGUGAAAAUUUGAUGGUUGAGGAUUAUGCUCAAUAGCCUAACCGUCGCAGCUCGGUGAUUCUGAGAACUCAAAAGCAUCUGAGCUGUAAUCCAAGGCCUUGACCAAUGAGCUUCCAGUCCAACAUAAAGUGCCCCUGGAAAUAGUGGAUAUACAAAUCUUUGCAUAUCCUUUUUUUUUUUCGUUAUUCCCAAUUACGGUGAAUAUACAAAUGUUUGAUAGCAGAGAAAGAAAUGAUGUAUUAGCAUGUCAUCAAGUCUUUCUUUCUGUAGUAAUAGUGAGACUGUAGAACUCCAGUGACUCAAACUCCUGUUAUCUGAAAUGAAAGCCUCUACUGAUAUCAUUUCAUGCCUUUUCACUCCAGUGACUUAAGAUUUGUGGUCAAAUACUGUAAAUGUGUGAACAUUGUUUUACUACAGAAAUAAAGAAUUCCCUUUAUCUGUU